Punctularia strigosozonata HHB-11173 SS5 is the source of this 1098-nucleotide messenger RNA. Its product is annotated as DnaJ-domain-containing protein. The record is from RefSeq and is a predicted model, not a curated record. Gene Ontology annotation, biological process: response to heat; protein refolding. Bases 1 to 1098 code for a protein of 365 amino acids. NCBI's taxonomy places the organism in Eukaryota, Fungi, Basidiomycota, Agaricomycetes, Corticiales, Punctulariaceae. The transcript has 9 exons. Gene Ontology annotation, molecular function: ATP binding; Hsp70 protein binding. Gene Ontology annotation, cellular component: cytoplasm.
AUGUAUUGGUCAUUGGCUCUCCGUAUAUUCGCUUUGCUCGUAUGCGCCCUUCUUGUUACCGCGGCAGACUACUACAAGGUCCUGGACGUGGACAGGUCUGCCAAUGAACGGGAUAUCAAGAGGCAGUACAAGAAACUGAGCCGCAAGUACCAUCCGGACAAGAACAAGGACCCAGAUGCGGAGGAAAGAUUUGUGGAAAUCGCGCGUGCCUACGAGGUUCUAUCUGACCCCGAGAAACGUCAAAUAUAUGAUAGACAUGGCGAGGAUGGCCUGAAAGCGCAUGAAGGCGGCCAACCUUUCCACGCCAAUCCGUUCGACAUGUUCUCCAAUUUCUUCGGCGGCGAACAACAUCAGCAGGUUCGCCGUGGACCCACCUCUGUAAGCGAAUUCGAAGUACUGCUCGAAAAUAUGUAUACCGGAGCCACCAUCGACUUCCGGAUACGCAAGAAGGUGCUCUGCGACCACUGCCGCGGCACCGGAGCCGCCUCGACGCACGACAUCCACACUUGCUCUGGCUGCGGCGGCUCGGGGGUCAAAAUCGUCAAGCAGCAGAUCUUCCCCGGCAUGUUCGCGCAGUCGCAGCAGACGUGCGACCAGUGCGGCGGGCGGGGGAAGGUCAUCGCGAAGCAGUGCGAUCACUGCAAGGGCCAGAAGGUGCUCGACCAGGUCAUGGGCCUCGAGCUCGAGGUGCUGAAAGGCAUGCCGGAGGGGUACGAGGUCGUGUUCGAGGGCGAGGGAGACGAGAGCCCGGAUUGGGAGCCGGGAGAUGUGGUGUUGCGCGUGAGGAGCAAGAAGGAGAAGGGCGGGUGGAGGAGGAAAGAGAGCAGCUUGUAUUGGAAGGAGACGAUCGGCGUGGACGAGGCGUUGCUCGGGUUUGAGCGCAACUUGACACAUUUGGACGGACACGUCGUGACGCUGAAGAGGGAUGCUGUAACGCAACCUGGUUUUGUACAGGUCAUCAAGGGCGAGGGUAUGCCCGUUUUCGGAGAAUCGCACCACGGCGACCUUUUCGUGGAAUACAACGUCGUGCUGCCUACACAGAUAUCUCCCGAUCUGAAGAAAAGUACGUCUCUCAUGUCACUCUGGGUCUGCUCUUAA